GUGUUGACGUCACUAAACAAUCGACAACCGGCCUAACAGCGGCCCCUAAUUGGCCAACCGAGAACUGAGCGAGCAACGCUCCUACACGCUGACCUUAACAAGUGACUUGAUAACGUUCAGACUCAGUGUUGACCAAGUGCCCACGCCACCUACACGCCUCAUACAAUAAUGUCAGAAACAGAAAAUACCGCUACUUUAUGGGAGGAGUUAACGAGCCCUUUAAAUUUAGCGUUGAUUGGGAUAAUAGUGUACCUUGUUUACAAAAUAAUACAGUCUAAAUUCGAAUCGGAAACCGAAGCCGCUCCACCGCCUCCGCCACUACCUAAACUCCGAAAGGACCUGACGGUUGCAGAGUUGAAGAAAUACGAUGGCACUCAGCCUGAUGGGAGAGUUUUGCUUGCAGUAAACGGUGUGAUUUUUGAUGUCACCCGAGGAAAACGUUUCUACGGGCCCGGUGGUCCUUAUGCAGCGUUUGCCGGCAAAGACGCUACCAGAGGACUGGCCACCGGUCAGGUGAGCGGCUCCGAACAAGAAUAUGACGACGUCAGUGACCUCUCCCCGGACGAGGUUUACUCAGCUAACGAAUGGGAGGCGCAGUUCAGAGAAAAAUAUGACAUCGUUGGUCGCCUACUGAAACCGGGUGAGACUCCGAACGAAUACAGUGAUGACGAAUCUGAAGAUAAAAAAGAAAAAUAGACUUUAAAUUUAUUUAUAAUUAUUAUUACACAUACUGGAUCCAACCCUGUCUAAAUGGAGUACUUUUUUCUGGUAUCGGACUAUGAAACUUUGUUAUAUAUCGUUCUAAAUAUUAACAAAUACAUAUUUCAAUAUCGGAAAAAAAUAAAUGCCUGUAAGAAACAAAAUAUAUAUUAUAGAACAACAUCAUUUAGCCUAAAAAUAUUUUUGCUGUAGCAAAUGUCGUAGAUAUAUCAGGUAAAUUUUUAAGAAGGACUAAGUCGAGUUGAUAUUUUUUUUCUUAAAUCUCUCCACAAUUUAAUUUG
Molecule: messenger RNA, 1001 nt
Organism: Diatraea saccharalis (sugarcane borer)
Lineage: Eukaryota; Metazoa; Arthropoda; Insecta; Lepidoptera; Crambidae
Source: the annotation of a GenBank genome assembly